Molecule: messenger RNA, 2005 nt
Organism: Cyanistes caeruleus (blue tit)
Lineage: Eukaryota; Metazoa; Chordata; Aves; Passeriformes; Paridae
Source: RefSeq, a predicted model, not a curated record
GGCUCCGGGGACAGCGGAACAGCGACACUGUAAGAAGAUUCCCGUCUGGAAUGCUGCAAACUCCAAGGAAAGCAGCACAAUCGAAGACACAUCUGCUGCCAUGGUGAAUGAGAAGCACAAUGGCACCCUACUUGUGCAGCUGGGGCCCAAACUGCAGGCCUACCCAGAGGAGCUGCUCCGGCAGCGGCGAGGCCACGACGGCCGGCCGGAAUACCUGGUCCAGUGGAGCAUUGUCAGCAUGGAAGAGAGAGCAGCGGGAGGCAGCAGUGCCUCCUGUGCAGAGACCAAGCCAGAGCACAUCUCCAUGUGGAUGUCUGCAGAAGAGGUCUGCGCCAGCUGCCCGGCGCUGCUGGGCCGGAGGAGGCCGGAAGGGCCGCGGCUGAAAGAGGAGAAGGCGCCCGGUCCGUUGGCCGCGGACGUGGCGCUGGACGAGGCCUCGCUGCUGGAGAUGAAGGCCGAUGUCAGGAGCCUGGUGCAGCGAGCCGGGCGCCAGGUGGCCGAGGCCGGGACGCCCGAGCGCUCCAUCCUGAGCACGGUGCACGUGCUGGGCGCCUACGCCAGCAUCGGCUCCCUGGCGGGCGCCUUCAGGGAGACGGGAGCCCUGGACCUGCUGAUGAGGAUGCUGUGCCACAAGGAGAAGCAGAUCCGCCGCAGUGCCGGCGAGAUGCUGCGCGCUCUGGGUGCCCACGAUGCAGGGAGCCGGGCCUAUGUCCUGCUGUCCCUGAGCCAGCAGGAUGGCAUUGAGCAGCAGGUGGACUUUGACAGUCGCUGCACCUUGCUGGAGCUGUUUGCUGAGAUCACGUCCUCUGCAGAGCACUGCAUGUCCUUCGAGGGGAUUCACCUCCCGCAGAUCCCUGGGAAGCAGCUGUUUGUCCUGGUGAAGCGCUACCUGUGUGUGACUUCUCUCCUGGACAAGCUGAGCAGUGGCGUGGAGCAGGGAGAGGAGCAGCAGGGCUGUGCUGUGCCCAGCCCUGUCCCUGAGGAGAGGAGCCGUGUGAAGCAGGAGUUUGAGUUCAGCAUGGCCAUGGCAAGCCUCAUCUCGGAGCUGGUGCACGUGAUGGGCUGGAGCCACAGCCACGAGGCAGAGCCACUGCCCCAACGGGACCUGCAGCCUCGCCCCGCCCGCUCCAUCUUCCAGCACAAGGCCUCAGCCAUCUCUGCUGCCGAAGCAGCCCCCACAUCCCCAGCAAAGGAGCCCGUGACCUUCAAGACUCGCUCGGCGUUCCCGAGCCGCAGCAGCUACGUGGAAUACGUGCAGGCCACGCUGGUGAGCGGCAUGAGGGUGCGCAUGCUCGAGGACUACGAGCAGGUCAGCGCCGGCGACGAGGGUGACUUCCGCCGCAGCAACGACGGCAUGCCCCCAGUGCAGGUGUACUGGCAAGCUCUGGGCUGCACGUACUGGGUUCACUGGCACAUGGUCGAGAUCAUUGGCCCUUCAGAGCAAAAGGAGCUUGAGGGCCAGGAGAAGGUGAACACCCUGACACGAAACCACAGACUGAGAGCAGCAGUUCCACAGCCAUUGCUGUGCAAGCCCUUGGGGGGGCUUUACUCCCUGCCUUACCUGGGGCAGCGGCUGCCCAAGGCUGCAGAGACGCUGAGCCGUGCCGAAUGGUGGGAGCUGCUCUUCUUUGUGAGGAAGCUGGAAGCACAGGAGCAGAAGGAGAUCACCUGUCUCAUCCAGCAGCACCAGGGAGAGCAGGUGGAUGAAGAAGGCCUGAUGCAGCUGUCGGUGCCUGCGGAGCUGGCCCAGAAGGUGCUGCAGGUCCUGGAGAAGCGGUGCGAGGGCAGCUCUCUGCGUGACCUGCGAGGCUCCCGUGUGUACGGCAGACACUUCCUCGCUCGGGGGGCAGAGCAGGAUGGUGGAGGGAGCAGCGCGGUGUCCUCAGACGGCGGCGGCUGCGGGAGCGCCGGCCCCGAAGGCGGCACGGCCAAGGCAGCGGAGGGAGACCUUUGUGCAGCCCCAGGGCCGCCCCAAGCCCGCAGCGUGGCAGUGAAGUCGGAUUCG